AAGGUCGUUGUUUUUGUAAAUAUCGCAUCAAUUCGCGUUGUGUGAAUUUGUUUUGUACCCGCAGACUUUAUUUUGGGAUUAAAUUCAAAAUAAACGUUUCUUUCGGAAAAGAUAAAAUGUUACCCGCCUCAAAGAUAUAUCAAGUCAAGAUAGUCACGUCCCCGGAACGAGUGAAAGAGUCCCGUCAAGUACCGAGUGACCAUUCACCACAGGCCGUUUUCAACCCGCUAAGCAGUUUCGUACCUCAGCACUCUGAAUAUUGAUUAAUAAGUGGCAGAAUAAACACACGUUUCAUCUGAUAAUCAUUGGAUUUGAUUAACGAAUGGAAGUAAUUCAACAAUGCCGGCCGUUAAGCGGUGAACCGACGCCGGAAGCUGUGGAGGGGUUCCUCUCUCGCUCUGACGCUGCGGGGGUUCAGAACGUGCCGCUCUCCGAGCUGAUGGCCGUCCACGUUCAAACCAAUGUUCAAGGAACAGAAUUACUUUCAUGACUUCGGGGACAACUUUGAGACGUUUUAUGGGAGUUUGAGAGUGAUUAGCAGUGUUUUUGUGAAACACUGGCUGGUUUCGGGAACAAGUCAGAGAGUCCAACUGCCCGGAGGAAGCUAACGUCCCGUUGGUUAACCGGUUAGCUGGUUAGCUGGUUAGUAGCGAUGAAAGCUGCUGGUGAACAAGACGUCCAAAUAAAAAGAGUGUCCUCGAGGAAACGGUCACGGGACAGCCAGAAGACUCUGCUGACGCCUACCGGGAAAAGGGGAGGAGCCAAUGGCACCAGGAGGCCCAGCCGCGUCAUGUCCGAUGGACCCGCUGCUCAGUACUGCAGCGACAGCGAGGACCUGUUCGGGGACUACGACAGCCUCCUGGAGGACAGCUCUCUGCUGGCCGGGCUGGACGAGGCCGAGCAGACGGCCCAGAAGGACUUCACCGCUCUGAGGCGCAGACAGCCGCCGGAAGACGUCCUCACGGACUCCAUCCUGGACCUCCUGGGAGACGAACCCUUGGAGGACUUACCCGCCAGCCAGCGGCAGCUCAAAGAACUAACGGACGGAGCGGCAGAGAGUGACCGGCUGCAGGGCGGAGGGAAGACCUCCGCCCCCCUCAGAGACCCUGAGAGGAGUACGGAGGAGGGCACCAGGAGGCCCAGGAGGAGCGUGGCGGACCAGAUGAAGAGGACGAUGCUCUGCAACGCAGCUGCUCCCUCCAGCGUCUCGCGCAGCGCCGCGCUGAAGGAAGCCGUGGUCUCCAAGGAGAUCGGCGUCGCCAUGCGGGCCCUGGAGGCCGUGAGGCCGGAGAGCCCGGACCUCGGGCCUUUCUUUGGGCUCCCCACCAGAGUGAAGGAGCUGAUGUUCAAACUGAGAGGAAUCAAGUCUUUAUAUGCCUGGCAGGAGACGUGUCUGAACCUGGACUGUGUUCAGCAGAGGAGGAACCUGAUCUACUCUCUUCCCACCAGCGGAGGGAAAACUCUGGUUGCAGAGAUCCUGGUCCUCCGAGAGCUGCUGUGCAGGAGGAAAGACUGCCUGUUCAUCCUCCCGUACAUAUCGCUGGUGCAGGAGAAGGUGCGUGGCCUAGCGAGCUUGGGCCUGGAGCUGGACUUCAUGGUGGAGGAGUACGCUGGCAGUAAAGGAAGAUUUCCUCCCGUGAAGAGAAGAAACAAUAAAUCGGUGUACAUCGCCACGAUAGAGAAAGCCCACAGCCUCGUCAACUCCCUGAUCGAGACCGGCAGGGUGGACGACCUGGGUCUGGUGGUGGUGGAUGAGCUUCACAUGCUGGGUGACGGCAGCAGAGGAGCCAUCAUUGAGAUGACGCUGGCCAAAGUCCUCCACACGACCAAAAGUACUCAGAUUAUCGGAAUGAGCGCCACUCUGGGAAACAUCAAGGACCUGCAGGCCUUUUUGAAGGCGGACAAUUACACCAAUGACUUCAGGCCUGUGCAGCUAAAGGAGUAUGUCAAACUGAACGACACCAUCUAUGAAGUCGACCAAACGGAAGAGGAGUGUUUUAAAUUCUCACGUGUUCUCAACUUUAAGUACUCCAGCGCCAUGAAGAAGACGGAUCCGGACCACAUCAUCGCUCUGGUGACCGAGGUCAUCCCAGCACAUUCCUGUCUGGUCUUCUGUCCCACCAAGAAGAACUGUGAGAACGUUGUGGCCAUGAUCUGCAAGUACCUGAAGAAGGAGUUCCUGCUGCUCCGUGAGGAGGAGCGGGCGCUGCUCCUCAGGGAGCUGAAGGCCAGUGGGAGGGGCUCCGUGUGCCCGGUGCUGCGCCGCACGGUGCCCUACGGCCUGGCCUACCACCACAGUGGGCUCACCGCGGAGGAGCGCCGGCUGCUGGAGGAGGCCUACUCCUCCGGGGUGCUCUGCCUCCUCACCUGCACCUCCACGCUGGCAGCCGGGGUCAACCUACCUGCACGCAGAGUGAUCCUGCGCUCGCCCUUCGUGGCCGCUGACUUCCUGAGGAGGAGCCAGUACAAACAGAUGGUGGGCCGAGCCGGUCGGGCCGGCAUCGACUCCACGGGGGAGAGCGUCCUCAUCCUGCAGGACAAGGACAGGGUGCUGGCCAGGACCCUGCUGUGUGCCCCCAUGGAGAGCUGCUUCAGCGGCCUGCUGCUGUCCAAUGAGAAAGGCCUCCUGAGUCUCAUCCUGUCGCUGGUUGGCUUGAACAUCUCCUCGUCGGUGGACCAGCUGCUGGACUUCCUGUGCGGCACGCUGCUGUUCGUCCAGCGGGGGCAUCUGUGUGCCGACACCAGUCUGACGGAGGCGGUGCGGCGCUGCGUGGACCUCCUGCAGAGCAAAGACCUCCUCACGGGGUCGGGGGCGGAGCAACAGCUGCAGGUCACCAAGCUGGGCAGGGCCACCUAUAAAGGCUCCGUGGACCUGGCCUACAGCAGUGUGCUCUACAAGGACCUGUCUCUGGGCCUGGAGGGCCUGCUGCUCAGCAGCUGCCUCCACCUGGUCUACCUGGUCACCCCGUACAACAUGGUCGCUCAGUGCAAGCCGGACUGGAUGGUGUACUUCAGACAGUUUAUGCUGCUGUCGGCUGCAGAGCAGAAGAUGUCUGCAGCCGUCGGCGUGCCGGAGAGCUUCAUCACCAGGAAAGCUGCAGGACAGACAGUGAGGAAGACUGUCAACAUGCAGGUGGUGGGCCGCAUGUACCUGGCCCUGGUGCUGUCCUCCCUGCUGAAGGAGAGCAGCGUAUGGAACGUGGCCGAGCGCUUCCAGCUGAGUCGAGGCUUCCUCCAGAGUCUGCUGAGCUGCUGCUCCGCCUUCUGCUCCUGUGUGCUGCACUUCACACAGGAGCUGGAGGAGUUCUGGCCCUUCCGGGCUCUGCUGGUGGAUCUGACCCGGAGGCUGAGCUACUGUGUGGCGGCGGAGCUCGUCCCUCUGAUGGAGGUGGCUGGGGUCCUGGAGUCCAGGGCCCGGCAGCUCUACGGGGCCGGCUUCAGGACUCCGGCCCACCUGGCCAACGCUGACGUGGACCUGCUGGCCAACGCCAUCGGAGACCUGAGGGGGCGGGCCCACCAGAUCAGGGCCUCGGCUCGGAUGACGUCUCUGUGUGUUCCAGAUGCUGCUGAAUGAAAAGGCUGCAGCUCUCCAGGAGGAAGUGGACGAGCUGCUGAUGAAGCCUUCAGAUCUGCCUACAGCUGAAACACAACGACUCAUCUGAGUUUAUUAUCACGAGAAGUUUUAUUCUCUUUGUUUUUGUUUUUUACUGUUCAUUUGAUUUAAAACUUAUUAAAAUAAUGUACAACGAAGACUCAA
Molecule: messenger RNA, 3757 nt
Organism: Pseudoliparis swirei
Lineage: Eukaryota; Metazoa; Chordata; Actinopteri; Perciformes; Liparidae
Gene: helq
Product: helicase, POLQ like
Exons: 18
Coding region: 653-3574 (973 amino acids)
Molecular function (GO): nucleic acid binding; ATP binding
Source: RefSeq, a predicted model, not a curated record